Messenger RNA from Meloidogyne enterolobii, 372 nucleotides. The record is from the annotation of a GenBank genome assembly. NCBI's taxonomy places the organism in Eukaryota, Metazoa, Nematoda, Chromadorea, Rhabditida, Meloidogynidae.
GUCAUUUGGAUAGCACUGUUUACUUAUUUAAUGGUUUGGUGGGCUUCUAUAGUGGGAUUGACUUUAGGUAUUCCAACAGAAGUUAUUGGAUUAACAGCUUUAGCUGCUGGAACAUCAAUUCCUGAUUUAAUUACUAGUGUAAUUGUAUCGAGAAAAGGUUUGGGUGAUAUGGCUGUCUCAAGCUCUAUUGGUUCAAAUCUUUUUGAUAUUUGUGUGGGUCUUCCUAUUCCUUGGUUGUUGCAUUUUUCACUGUCCGUUGCAAAGAAAGGGAUAAAAGGGACGGAUUUUAUUUCCGUUGGAUCAAACGGAUUGCUUUGUUCUAUUGGAAUUUUAUUUCUUAUGCUUAUCGUUUUGAUAGUUUCUGUGGAAUAA